UACCGGAUGUGACGUCGAUUUUUGACCUUUCCACGUUUGACCACAUGCGUUUGACAGACUCAGACUGUCGGUGGCUAGCUGCCAUUAGUGGCUGCAUGGUGAAAUUAAUACCGACAGGUGUAUAAUAUGGAAGUACUUUCCUUUUGAAGGGUCUUUGCCGCAGUAAACGCAGGGAACAAUGGUGAAGUAUUUCUGCUGCGCAGGUUUGCUCAAAAGCAACUGGGACCAAGUGUGUGUUGCUUUCUGGCAACGCUAUCCCAACCCUUACAGUAACCAUGUUUUGACUGAGGACAUUAUUUUCCGAGAGGUUACUCCAACCAACUGCCUCAUUUCCAGACGUCUCUUGACCAAAACGAGCCGAGCGCCUCGAUGGAUGGAGCGGUACCUCCCAAAGCACAUGGCCAGCUCGGCAUACAUCAUUGAGGACUCUAUUGUGGACCCUCUGAAAAGGACCAUGACCACACUCACGUGGAACAUCAGUCACGCUCGCCUCAUGUCCGUGGAAGAGCGGUGCGAGUACCAAAUUAACCCUGACAAUAGCAGCUGGACACAGAUAAAAAGAGAAGCUUGGAUCUCAUCCAAUAUCUAUGGGCUCUCCAGAGCUAUUCAGGAAUUUGGUCUUGCAAGGUUCAAGAACAGUGUUACAAAGACCAUGAAAGGCUUUGAGUAUGUGCUGGCCAAAAUGCAAGGUGAAACUCCGUCAAGAACCUUAGCGGAAACUGCUACGGAGCGAGCAAGAGAGACGGCGCUGGCAGCUAAGGAGAAAGCCAAAGACCUCGCCUCACAGGCCCACAAGAAACAGUAUGUGUGAUGAGUGGAUGAUGAUAGAUCAUUGGUUCUUUUGCCACUGAUACUGCAACUGAUUUAUCUUCCCCCCCGCUCCCUGGUCAUUGGUUAGACACCGGACCUCUAUGAGGAAGCCAACUCAAAUGGUGGGUGGACCAUAAAAGGCCUGAGCUGGGUUCAAGAGCCUGAUCCAACCUCUGAUAAUAUAUUGUACCUUUGAUACUAGAUCAUCUCAGUAUUUACCAUAGAGUUCUUAGAGAAAUGUUUGAGUAUGGCUUGGGGUGCCAUAAAAUAAUAGAUAACUGUUCCUCAGACCUUUGUGCCCAUGAACGUUUAUUUUUCACUCUGUUCCUUUCAGUAUGUCAUGUUCUGUAAAAGCUUUGUAUUAGUAACCGCUUAGAUUAGCAUACCACUAAGUGUCUGAUUAAUGUAAAUUCCUGUUUAUGAUUUUCUGCUGUUGAAUGUUUUGUCACAAAUAAUUGUUAUCUUUAAGUUCUUUUCA
Etheostoma spectabile (orangethroat darter) is the source of this 1288-nucleotide messenger RNA. It is a transcript of the gene prelid1a, whose product is annotated as PRELI domain containing 1a. Lineage: Eukaryota; Metazoa; Chordata; Actinopteri; Perciformes; Percidae. The record is from RefSeq and is a predicted model, not a curated record. The coding region runs from base 179 to 811 and encodes 210 amino acids. Gene Ontology annotation, cellular component: mitochondrial intermembrane space. The transcript has 6 exons.